Messenger RNA from Cyclocybe aegerita, 2832 nucleotides. The record is from the annotation of a GenBank genome assembly. NCBI's taxonomy places the organism in Eukaryota, Fungi, Basidiomycota, Agaricomycetes, Agaricales, Hemipholiotaceae.
UGUCUACCUCCUCGACAUUCAAGCAGAAGAAGGAGCUAGAGAGCAUGAGAAACCCCAUCGAGAAUCCAGGAAGUGCCAGCCUGCAAGACGGCUCUGCGUCCAUCGCGGCUUCGCACCCACACCUGCAACCGCACGGCCAAACGCAAACGCAGACUGUCUACAUUCCAACGCAUCCACCACCUACGCCAGCACCGUCUCCAGGACCCGCCGCGCAUCCCGCACCCUCCUAUCAGCCCGAGCCAUACGGGCUGGCACUCUACCACCACCCUCAAUCAUACCCCAACGCCAACGCUCUCGUCCUCAGCAACUCCAACAAUGUCAACAGCGGAAGCGCCGCCCUCGCCUCGCAGCCCACCCCCGCCGCCCGGCUGGCUUUCCUCUCCUCGAUCAUCAGCUCGUGCACCUUCCCUGAGCUGCUCUUCCUCUCACAGACGAUCGCACCGCUGCUGAAGCGUGAUUUUCUGAGCUCGUUGCCGACGGAGCUUGCGCUGCAUGUGCUGAGCUUCGCGGAUGAGCCGAAGACGCUGACGAGGGCGGCGCAGGUGUGUAGACGAUGGAGGGCGGUGGCGAGGGAUGAAGGGGUGUGGAGGCAGCUGUGUGUAUAUUUUGGGUUUGAUAAUGUCGGUGGAGAGGAGGAGUUGUGGGAUGAAGAGGAGAGGAGGAGACGGGCGAAGAAGGGAAAGGGGAGGGACAGGAGGAGGGUUUUGGGACAGGGUCAUGAGGAAGAGGUACGAGAAGGAGAGCAGUCGUCAUCUUCGCGGAUGAUUCGACGCCGUCGACCACCAGAUAAACACGGCCUCGACCCACCCAUACUCCAAUUUUCAUGGAGAAGACAUUUCAGGAGCUCGUACAUUGUUCGCAUGAACUGGCGACAUGGGGGGACGCUUCUCCAGUCCCAUCGCCUGCUCAUCGUUUCCCCCGACAGCGGAACCGUCACCUCUCUCGCACUGGACGGACAGUGGGUCGUCGUAGGCUUGUCCAACUCCAAGAUCAAGGUCUACUCCGCGAAGACGGGUAUCCUUGCACGCACCCUUGUCGGGCAUGAAUCGGGCGUAUGGGGAGUCUGCCUCGUCUCAGCAGGCGGGUGGCUGGAAGUGCCGAAUCCCCACCGUGGCGGCGAUGGCGAUGGGGAAUUUGCCGUGCCUGGCCAGGACGUUGUCGAAGAUCUACUCGCAGAGGAACGUAGGAGGAAGGAAAGCAGGGACAAGAAGAAGAAGAAAGGAGCUACGAAGAAGGGAUCGGCGCCCAAACGCGACAAGAAACCCUUAGACAAACCGAAAGUCAGAGAAGGCGAAGACCGUACGCUCCGGGAUGGCUUCUCUGGCCUCCAGGUCGGUGUGGCUGGAGGACAGGUGGGAACAGGCGGCGAUGGUAUGCAAGUCGUGCCAUCGCAGUCGCUCGCAUAUACCUUGCCGCCUGCGCUGCGCGUCGCCCUUGGGCUAUCAGUGGAUACGUCCUCCGAAGAAGGCUCCUCUAGUGGGACGUCAGAACCUGAGUCAUCGUCCGAGCAAGAGUCAGAGGUCGGGAAAGGGCAGGUGGCCGAGGACAGUAGUGCAGGACGGGGCAGAGGGCGGGGUAUGGAGAGAGCAAAGACGGAGUCGGAGGAGUCUGAGGAAGAGAGCACGAGUCGGAGCAGGACGAGGACGAGGAUGGCGCCGCCUGGGCCUGGUAGACCUUCCAAUCCCUGCUUUUCGUCGAGCGGCUGGGGUCAGCCUAACGCGCUCGUUGUGACUGGAGGGUGUGAUAAGUCGUUGAGGGUGUGGGACGUCGAUUCUGGGCGCUGCAUAUACGUUCUGCACGGACACACUUCCACCAUCCGUUCCCUACGUGUGCUGCACCACCGCCCCAUCGCCGUCUCCGGUGCGCGUGACGCGACGCUCCGCGUCUGGGAUGUACAGAAGGGCCUGUGCCUCCGCGUGCUGGAGGGCCACCAGUCGAGCGUGCGGUGUCUAGACGUGUGUGGGAAUAGGGUUGUGAGUGGGAGCUACGAUGCUACAUGUCGGGUGUGGGACAUCGACACGGGCGAGUGCCUCCAUGUCCUGCAAGGGCACUUCCAUCAGGUCUACUCGGUCGCGUUCGACGGUGUGCGGAUCGCAUCUGGCGGGUUGGACACGACGGUGCGGAUAUGGAGCGCACAGACGGGGCAAUGCCUCGCGCUCUUGCAAGGCCAUACCGCGCUUGUGUGCCAGCUGCAGUUCUCGUCCCCGUCUCGUUUCUCCUCUGCCGGCGACACGGACAUCCCAAACCCUUCCUUCCCGUCCUCCUCAACCCAACCCGACACAUCUUCUUCCUCAUCAACCUACCCACCCGUCCUCUCCACUCCCAUCCUGGCGACCGGCGGCUCCGACGGGCGCGUCAUCACCUUCUCCCUUCAGACCUACACGCCUCUGCACCGCAUCGCAGCACACGACUCCUCCGUGACCUCCCUCCAGUUCUCUCCCUCCCUCGGGUAUCUGGUGACGGGCGGGAACGAUGGGCGGGUGCGGCUCUUCGAGGUGGCUAGUGGGCGGUACGUGCGAGAGUUAUGUGAGCCGGGGGAGUGUGUUUGGAAGGUUGGCUUUACGCGAUCACGAGAGGGCGGGCUUGCAUACAAUCGUGGAACAGGUGCAGGUGUGCGAGUGCAAGUGCAAGGAGGAGGAGGAGAAGGCGAGGUCCUUGCAAUUACGUGUAAGAGAGGAGGAAAGACUGGGGUCGAUAUUUGGAGUAUGGGCGUUGGCGCUGGGAAGUUUCAGAAGACGAUGCGGAGGAGUGCAAGUGGGAAGGGGAGGGAGAAGGCAAAGGAGAAGAUCAAGAGGUCCGAGGUAUCGAUGGACGGCAAGGAUGUCUCAUGAU